Molecule: messenger RNA, 2634 nt
Organism: Periophthalmus magnuspinnatus
Lineage: Eukaryota; Metazoa; Chordata; Actinopteri; Gobiiformes; Gobiidae
Gene: hyal1
Product: hyaluronidase 1
Exons: 5
Coding region: 72-1385 (437 amino acids)
Biological process (GO): carbohydrate metabolic process; hyaluronan catabolic process
Molecular function (GO): hyalurononglucosaminidase activity
Source: RefSeq, a predicted model, not a curated record
AGAUCAUGAGACUGCGCGCAACACAGACCACAAACUAUAGACCCCAGUCCCCAUAUAGUAAUUAAGAAGGCAUGAGUUGCUUGUGGCCUAUCAUUUUGCCGGUCCUGCAUUUGACCCAGUUGUGUUCAGCGCUGCAGUCAGUCUCCUCUAGUUUCACCCAGGUGCCCUUCCUCACUGUGUGGAACGCCCCCACUGCCAACUGCCUGUCCCUGUAUGGCAUUGACCUCGACCUGGGCAUGUUCGACAUCGUCCACAACCAAAACCAGACCUUCAUCGGAGACAAUAUCACCAUUUUCUAUGCUGAGAAACUUGGCCUGUAUCCUAGGUAUGGCAACCAGGGGGCGCCAAUCAAUGGAGGUGUGCCACAAAACUCAAGCCUGGAGGAACAUCUCAGAGCUGCUUCUGAUGACAUAAGACUUUACAUUCCCACCCGAGACUUCCAAGGCCUGGCUGUUGUCGACUGGGAAAGCUGGCGUCCCGUUUGGGAGAGGAACUGGGACACCAAACAGAUCUACUGGGAAGGAUCUAAGGCCCUGGUUUGGUCCAAGCAUCCAGACUGGAGCCCUGAACAAGUCGAAACUGCAGCCAGGAUGGAGUUUGAGAAAGCAGGUCGGCAGUUCAUGGAGGAAACACUAAUAUUAGGCCGAGACGAGAAACCAAAUGGUCUAUGGGGAUUUUAUGGAUUUCCAAAUUGCUAUAACUAUUACAAAAGCACCAACUACACCGGAGAGUGCCCAACGAUAGAGAGGAAGAGGAACGAUGAGUUGUUUUGGCUGUGGAAUGUGUCCUCUGCCUUGUAUCCAGACAUCUACCUCAGUUUGCCUCUCAGAGAUUUGGAUGAAGAGGUGUAUUUGUACUGUCACUAUCGCAUCCUGGAGGCUAUGAGGGCAGCGUCCCAGGCCACCCCCCAAAACCCUCCUGUUUUCCCCUACGCACGCAUUGUCUACACCUACUCACUCGACUUUCUCUCACAGGAACAUCUAGUCUACACCAUCGGGGAAAGUGCUGCUUUAGGAUCGGCUGGUGUCGUUCUGUGGGGAGAUAACAUGUUCUCCAAAUCUCAGGCCACUUGUGACGCCGUCAAAUCCUACAUAGACGAGACACUGGGUCCAUAUCUGGUGAAUGUGACGUCCGCCGCAGCCCUGUGCAGUCAGACGCUCUGCUCGUCCCACGGCAGGUGUCAGAGGCGCAACGCAAACUCUGGGGUUUACCUUCACCUGGACCCCUCUGUGUGGAAGAUACACUCCCACAAAAAGCCCACAGGAAGGAGGGACUACAAGGUCCUGGGACAGCUUAGGCAGAGAGACGUAGCACUAAUGAAGGCAAAGUUUACAUGUAACUGUUACCCCGGCUGGAGCGGGGACAGGUGCUCCAAACAUGUGUAGGAAUAGAGUUUUUACAUUACAGACACUUGAAAAAGGAAAAAGCACAAUGUGUUAUGUUUUAAAUGUUUUUAAUUUUUUAACAGUUUUUAAUGUUUGGUCAGUGUUGGUUUAUGUUAUGAAUCAAAACCAUAAUGAAUGUAAUGACUUGUAUUAAAUUGAGAUUUAAGGCGCGUUCAUAAUCACAACAUCACAUUUUUUACUAAAGUGGGACUAAACCAGGAACUGGACCAUGACUAGACCAUGACUAGACUGAGACCAAACCAAAUAUACAGUAGCACUUAAACUGGGCCCAAAGCAGGAUCAAUGUAGUCUUCCAAAGCAGUCUAUAGUUGACCCGUAGUUAAGUACUUUGCCAUUUCAAAGUUUUCUAAAGCAGAAUAAGUCUAACCAGAUCAGGCUUAAUUAUUCAUUUAACUUUGGGAAUAAUAUACUACACUAUUUACAGCUGUACAUGUGGAGACUGUCAGAUUUACUUCAGCAUUUUUCCGUUCAUCAGAUAUUUUUGCAUAAAUUGGCCCUACCUCCUGAGCAUGGAUCAUUUAAUCAUUCCAAGAUAGAUUGGUCAACAUUAAGUUUGUAUCAUUUUCAAAUUUAAAAAAGCUUUUCUGCAGUAUGUUUUCAUGUUCAUCUCUAUUUAACCUUUCUUUACUCUGUAUACUUAUGACCAGCAGGUAGAGCUGUAGGACAACUGUUAUUAAAGCUUCAACCUGAUGCCAAGGUCAGACUUCACCAAACCGUUACACAUCCACAUACUGUCAAAUAUAACAUUUUUACCAUAGUCACAGUUUGGCCCAUAUACCUGUUCACAUAUAGAGUGUAUGAUGCAUUAUAAUGUGUGAAUGCCAUACCAAACGCAGGCUGAGGUGACCUUGAUUGAUUCGCCUUGUGUAAUGUUUUCUUAUCUGAUGUUCUGAACCACGGUUGCAGUUAUUUGUAAUUUUGCUGCUCGUGUCCUCCGAGUCUGGGGCGACUGGAGCGGCAGACUCCCAGAAGGCUUUGCUCUUCCACCUUCGUACCUUUAUCAUUACAGACCUCAGGAUUGAGAGGAAGACCCGAGGAGAUUGGUUUUGUGUUGUUAGAGGUGUGGAGAAUUACGGUUAUCCUGUGUUUUUGAAUCAUCAAGUUAUUUUCUGACACUGUAACUUUUUCCACUAAGAAACGGGUGCACAUUAUGACAGAUUAUGAUUUUAAUGAUGGAACUGUGCUGUACGGGCUACUGAUUGUAAAUACAUAAUGAUGCAGUGAUGCU